GGUUUAUAAUUUUCAAUGGGCGUCUGCUAGUAAAAUUUUCUUCUAAGCCCUUUCCAGUCCAUCACACUAUGGAUAAUGCAAAAAAAGGACGAGUACAAAUAAAGAAUAAACCUGUUGUGACAGGUAUAAGUCCUGUUGAAGGUGGACCGGGAUGUAAAAUAAAAAUUCGCGGAGAAUACCUUGGACAAAAUCAGGAAGAUGUGAUUAGCAUCAAGAUAUGUGAUAUAGAUUGCACUGCAAGUCUCGAAUACUCUACCUCAAAAUGUCUUGUUACAAGAAUGGGAGUGGUAGAAAGAGGCCGACCUAGAAAUAUUGAAGGAUCCGUAAUUAUUACAACACAAUCUGGCGGGCAAGGAACUUCUAUGGUAACUUUUGUGUGCAAAAUAAGCAUAGUUGGACUGCAAACUGAAACUCACCAUUGGGUAGACGAAACAAAUAUGUGGACUGCUUAUUUACAAGUUAGAAAAUUGUUCUUACCUGUUAUAAAUAUCAAUUGUUAUAUUAAUAAUUAUUUGUCUAUUUACCGUUAGCGUUCAAAAAUGGCUGCUGAUGGUAUGGAAUAUGACGAUCCUUUAAGAAUUGCCGACGAAUCGAGCGAAGAACAAAAGUUCGAAAUUUCAACACUCGAAGCUUACUUUCCUGGUAAAAGUGGAGAUACUGAUAGGGAAAAUUUUGAUCCUGUCAGAUAUUUAUUAGAAAAAUAUGCCUUUGGUUGUACGAUGGAAGAUUUAAAAGCUGGUGUCAAUCAGCUCAGAGCUUCUACAACUUCCAAAAGCUUUAAGCCUUUAAUGUCAUUUAAAACUCACAUUAAAACUUUAAUUGAUUGUGAAAAUGCUCUAAACGAACUAAAACUUCAAUUAGAUAAGGAUCAAAUGGAAAAUUCUAUUAUUAAACAUCUUGAAGAAGCUGUUGUAAAGGCAAAUUUAACGGCGAUGGCGGCAUUCGAAGGUGUUUUGUGUAGAAGAGAAAGAGCGGAAAAUAUCACAACUGGACUUGGGGCCUUAAAUAGGUUAAGAUUACUCUUUGAGCUACCAAAAGCUAUUGAAAGGGAGGCGAGAAGAGGAAGAUAUGAGGCAGUUAUUACUGAUUAUUCUAGAGCUCGCACUCAAUUGGCCAGGGACGGUGAAAGAGUGCCGGAAGUGUUACAAAAAGUAUUUAAAGAAGUUGAAACACGGAUGGCACUCUUUCGGGAAUCUCUUUUAAAUAAACUUAAAAGUAGUCCGAAUACUCCAUUUGAAGUGCAGAAGAGAUAUUUGAAUAUCUUAGAAGCUGCGGGAGAUAAUAAAGCCUCGAUUUGUGUUAUAAAUAAUUUGGCAGAAUGGAUUAUGAAAGAAUUAGAUAAUACGGGAACUUCAUCAAGCUUAAAGAAAAUUGAAAGUUUAAGUUCAACACUAGUACUGUAUGUUUUGCGACUUUGGAGAUUGGCGUCUAUUAAGUCAAGUGAAGAGCACGCAAAAAAUCUGAUUCUUGAUAUACUGAGAAAGUACUCAGAAACAAUUAGACAAGUCGUAGCUUCGACAGAAAAGACGUCUGAGGGGAAAUCCUCUCCAGCCGCUGUUCGAAUAUUACAAAGUGUUAGAAGCAACAUAGAUUGCCUGCCAAAAGAAUGCUUAACUAUAAUUGAGCAUCUCAGCCUAAAUGUCAGAAUCACAUGUACUAAAUCUCUAUUGGAAAAUGCUCUGAGAGACGUUGCUAUUCUCAAAGAAAGAGAAGAUUGGAAUGUUGAAGAUGACGGUAAAGGAAGUCAUUUACCCAGAUUAUUUGAAACUCUAGUCACUGAUGUUCUUCAACAAAUCAGAGAAAUAGUCACACAAGAACCACAGAUAUUUAAAGUUCAACCUAAAGAGGGGGAAAAUAUAAGGAAAUUACUAGUAGAUUUGUCAAAAUCCUUUUCAAGUGUUUUGGAGGAGCUUUCCAACGAUAAAGAACAUUUGGUUAUACUAUUAGCUAACUGCGAUUAUACUUGCAAUAGGGUGAUACCAAACUUGAAAGAUACAAUGGAAGCAUGCUUAAAAAUUGAAUGCUCUAACAUCGAUAUUGAAGCUUCGAAAGUUUAUAAAAAACAAAGAAUGCAUUUCCUAAAAGAUUACAUCGAUUUAAAGACUAAACCCAUCUUAAGUGAACUAUUUGAACAGCUACAAUAUAGCGGCUUUGAUUCAAUUCAAAAUGUUACGUCUACAAGACCUUAUGUAACCUAUUUUAUUGUGUCCGUCUGUCAGAUAUUGUCUGAAAUAUGCCUUGUUGGAGAGCAGCUCGUUCAAGAUGUUUUAACCCCAAUUUGUUCAGUAAUUCUAGGAGAGUAUGCAAAGAAAUUGGGAAAGAUAAAAAAUUGGGGAAUAUCUGGUGCUCUACAAUGUCAAGUUGAUGUUCAAUGUUUAAAGGCUGCUUUUCAGGCUUACGUUGCCCAAAAAGUUCUAACAAGAUUAAACGAAGUUGCACCAAAAAUCAGCGUUAGUGAAGCUAAACACGCCCAAAAGAUUGUUGCUGACGCUAAAAGUUCUAUGAGUUUACAAAUUGACUGCUUAACCAGAGUGAAAGGCUAAAUAGGAAGCUUGAACUCUAUUAUUUUGAUCAUUUAUCUCUCAUUCUCUGCAAUUAUUAAUAUAUUUACUAAUUCAUGAAUAUUUAUUUACACGGAAUCUUUUUCUAAAAAAUACAAAUUUCCUAUUCUUU
This is a messenger RNA of Dimorphilus gyrociliatus, 2673 nucleotides long. The record is from the annotation of a GenBank genome assembly. Lineage: Eukaryota; Metazoa; Annelida; Polychaeta; Dinophilidae.